UUGUGUACGAAGAGAUUCGUAAAUCUGCAGAAAUAUAAAGUCCCAUAAAAAGUGAUGUAGUCAGUUGAGGACUGAUCGCGAAGAGGCCGGUUUCUAAGCGGCGUUAGUCAGUUGAUGGGCCCAUCCUUCGCUAAACAGAGUAGCGUCAAAAUGAACAAAGACCUGAAGAAAGAUGCCAAGCAAGAGCAGUCGAACAGUAGUGCGCGACCAUUGUCCAUCGAAGGCCCCUCAAGCUCUAAUAACGAGCAAACCCCACCGCAACCGUUACCGGACCAACCGAGGCAGCCAACAAACAUGCAAGGGUUGCUCAAAUACGCUAUGAAUGUGGCAAAGUCCGAGAACUCGGAAAAUAAGCCAGUUUAUCCGUUGGACGACCAAAAAAAGACAUUCUUGAACGAGGCAUUGUCAUCAUUAACGGUAAACGUAAUAGAGGAAUUGCAGAAAGCUGUAAAAGUCCUGACCAAUGUCACUAAUCUACGAGCGGACGAUGAUUCGUCGGAGUACGAGAGUGCAUUGGAAAGGAUGGCGGAUUUCGUGGACAAUAUCGACAUAGCCAACGACUUGUAUAACAUUGGGGGCUUCUCGAUACUUCAACCAUGCCUGAAUUCCUCGCACAGUAACAUUAGAUGGCGGAUAGCUGAUAUCAUCGCCGAAUUGGCGCAAAAUAAUCCAUUUUGCCAAGACAAGUUGCUAGAAGCCGGAGUAUUUCCUGUGCUGCUGUCUAUGAUCGAUACAGACCCGUCGGAGCAGGCCAGGAUAAAAGCUUUGUACGCGGUGUCAUGUAUAGCCAGGGGCAAUCCAGCGUCGUUAAAAUAUAUGGAUAGGAACGAUGGUUACUCGGUGCUUUUGCGAGCGAUGCAAAGUCCGGUGGAGAAACUGCAGAUAAAGUCCGCAUUUUUGCUUUCCAGCUUGUGCAGCAAGGAUAAUUCGAAUAACGUAAAUAAACAAGUAAAAUAUACCUUGGUAAAAAUGGGAUUCGUGGAGCAAGCAGCGGGAUUGCUGGGUAGAAUGAAUUUACAACCGGAAGUGAGGGAACAACUGCUGAGAGUGCUCAGUAGUAUGGUGAACGAUAACUUCCUACCGGCGCUGAAGGAAUGCCGGCGAUCGCAGUUGUUUUUAAGAUCCACUUUGGAGCAAUUGUUGACAGAAUUGAAACCUGUGGAAAAUCAGGACGAGAUAGACAUGUGCGCCGAACUCCUGGACAAAGUGUUUUCCGAGCCUGAUACAAGUCAAGAGAGAUAACGAAUUUGUAUCGAUCUUUUCGCUUAAUAAACACAACAUUUGUCUAACCGGUUUUAAGUAAUUUACAGGAAUGUGCGUAUAGAUGAUAACUAAAUGUAGUAAAUAAAACUGAUUCUUGUAUGUGUCGAGCAAA
Messenger RNA from Vollenhovia emeryi, 1375 nucleotides. Its product is annotated as hsp70-binding protein 1. The transcript is spliced from 5 exons. The record is from RefSeq and is a predicted model, not a curated record. Bases 115 to 1242 code for a protein of 375 amino acids. NCBI's taxonomy places the organism in Eukaryota, Metazoa, Arthropoda, Insecta, Hymenoptera, Formicidae.